Sander lucioperca (pikeperch) is the source of this 1252-nucleotide messenger RNA. RefSeq names its product deleted in azoospermia-like (gene dazl). Gene Ontology annotation, molecular function: RNA binding. The transcript has 10 exons. The record is from RefSeq and is a predicted model, not a curated record. Bases 239 to 892 code for a protein of 217 amino acids. Lineage: Eukaryota; Metazoa; Chordata; Actinopteri; Perciformes; Percidae.
AGUGACGGCAAACCCAAAGGUGUGUCGCCUCUUGAUACAACCUCUUCAAGCUAACUAUUUAAAAUUGAACUUUGUAUAACCUAGCUAUAGUUACGGUACUUUUGAUAGGAUGUUAGAUUAGUCAUGUGGACUAGGCGUGGUUUCGACUAAUGUGAGGUGGCUGUUGUUGGGCAGAAGAAGCGCCGCAGCUUGCUCUCGAGUCCGUCUGGCUAACUUAUUAGUUUUAAUUAUUUUAGAUAUGGAUAACCACAAGCCCAGGAGCAGCAACCAGACUUCCCCUUCCCAUAAACUGUCAAAUGGCUACAUUCUACCUGAGGGCAAACUGACUCCCAACGCCCUCUUUGUUGGUGGAAUUGACAUGAAGGUAGAUGAAAAUGAAAUGCGGGACUUCUUUGCAAGAUAUGGUCCCGUAAAGGAAGUAAAAAUUAUCACAUACCGUGGAGGGAUCUGCAAAGGGUAUGGGUUUGUUUACUUCAAUGAAGAGGUCAACAUUCAGUCAAUCAUUGAGCAACAGAUCAGUUUUAAGGGCCGGAAACUCAAGCUGGGCCCUGCCAUUAUGAAAGAAAGGAGCUCUCGGUCCAUGCCAUCCCGUCUGUUUGGCCCGGCUCCCUGGAUGAGCCCCACUCAGUACUUCUACUGCGCCUGCUGCUCACCCAUGGGAGGGGCUAUGGCACCACCUUCGCCCAUCCUCAAUGGAGGCAGCCCCUACAAUCAGCCGUACUCUUACUCCAACUUUGGAGGGGUCAUGAUCCCACAGAUGCCAAUGAACUACGCACAGAACGCCUACGCCUACCAGUACACUCCACCUCACUGGAUGGCGGACCAGAGGACACGGCCUGUCAAUCAGAACUUUGUGGACUGCGGAGUCCAGACUAUGAUGACUGUGCUGUAGUCUGCAGCUACUGAGCCCCUUGCCAGAUGUUCUACAGUGAGUCAAAAUGCGGACAGGAUGACAUCUUGAUGUUCCAGAAUGGCUGGAAGCAACCCAACGUCUCACACUGUUUCCUGAAUGCCCUCCUCUCUCCCCUCACUUUUUGAGACCCAUUUUAACACCAGACUGCGGGAGCUCUCCACUUUUUCUGUAAUUUGUCACAAUCACUUUGACCACGACGGGUAGGGACUACUGUUGUGUAGUCAAACCGCUUUUAACCCACAUGGAUCACAGGGACAGAAGAGCAGCGCACCCCUCACCGUACCAGCUGAUAUAUGGGCUCACAUUCCUUAUUCUUGUUUGUAUACCUUUGUUAGUAAU